Messenger RNA from Durusdinium trenchii, 2145 nucleotides. Lineage: Eukaryota; Dinophyceae; Suessiales; Symbiodiniaceae. The record is from the annotation of a GenBank genome assembly.
AUGUCUUUCUGGGAUAGGCCAGGGCUAUUACCCAAUGUGGUUUCCAUGGCAUGCUGCAUUGGGCUGAGGAAUGGCCUGUAUGCUUCCUUCCGAGAUGGUUUUUGUCGAUUGAGAAGAUCAGCGACAGGCAAUGCUGACAAGGCCGGAGCAGGAGGCAUGUUCGUCGCAGGGCUGUUCUCAGGGGCGACUGGCUACAUUAUUGCGUCUCCUUUGCUACAGGUGCGGAGCUGUGUGCCCCUGAACGGCGCGUGGAUUGAUGUUUGGCCGGAGCAUUGGGGCAUGACGAUGCGGCAGAUUCGAGAGCUGAUGGAUGAUUGCAAGGAGGAUGUCGACUGGCAUCAGAGUAAUUCUGUGCGCGACAUGGUGAGAAAUCACAUUUUGCCACGUACAGCUGGCAAGGGUGUCGGUUAUGCUCUCAAGAUCAACCACCAAUCUCCCUUAGAAGUGGAGGUGCUUGUAUCACACUCAUGGAACGAGAACGCAGAGGAGUUUGUUGAGACGCUUGAACGCACUGUGCGUCCAGAUGAAGUGCUCUUUGUUUGUGCGUUUGCGAUUUAUCAGAACGAGGAUGAUGCAGGUCCAACAGUUUCUGAACAAAUUGGGGCUUCUAUGAACGAGAGCCCGUUUGGUCGAGUCCUGAAACACAUUCAGGGGCGAGGCCGCAUUGCUGGCUGGUGGUGGUGGCCACGGCGUACACUUUUUAUUCUACCAGGUUUGUGCUUGCUCGUUGCCCUUGAAAUUUUUAUGGUGUCGCAACUUGUUUGCGGCGGUGUGCCUGGCCCCAGCUACUUGUAUGUCCUUGAGCAAGACAAAGGCCAAAUUUGUGGUGGCUGGCGAAGUGCUGGGAGUGGGACAUGCUUCGCAACGCGAUGGGUUGUGGAAGAUUUGGUCUCUUACUGCCGCCCAGCUUUUCCACUUACCUGGUGUUUUGCUUGUUUGGCUGGAGUUGUGGCAAUUGUGCUACACCUUUUUCAGCAUCGGGUUUAUUGUGGCCGCAUGCUUGCAGUCCCCAACUACCAAGACAACCUGUACCAAAGGCUUUGGUGUGUUUAUGAGAUAUUCAUGGCUUCACAAUUGAAAGUGUAUGUGGGGCUAGCGCAGACAUUGGCCCCGGCUGGAAAAUGCAAAGCCCGCACUGCACGAUGCUCCAAUUCUGAGGAUGAGGCACGAAUUCGUCGAGCGAUUGAAGCGUUUGGAGCCAGAUGUGUCCACCAGCGCAGGUCAAAUAGCCACUUGGCAGUCCUUGAUAUUUUUGCUGGUGACAACCUCGACCCGGCUGUAGUGGCAGCUGAAACAGGGUAUCGACGUGUAGAUGCAGCCAUUCGGUGGACGACAAGUAGGGCUCAGAGGGAAUGGUUGUGGGUGAUGCUUCGCAUCAUGCUGCUGGGUACAGCCCUGCAGGGCAGCGUCACUGUUUUAUCAUACUCGAUGGGGCUACUUCGACAGUAUUUUGCAAUAGGCUAUAUUCUGGCAUUUUUCUUGUACAUGCUGAUUAUGUGGGCAAUCUUACGGCGAACUGGUUGUUUGCAACGCAAGCACCUGCUUGUGCUCGGCUUGCUUCCACUAGUUGGAGGAGUCUUGCUUGUGGGAAUUGCAGAUUGGCUGGCGCCAGCCAUUGAAAACCAUUCUCUAGAUGUACUUGCUGCCAUGGGUUUUGUAUUUAUUAUGUUUGCGAUCUCAAGCCUAUUUCUUCCAUUAACAAGGAUUCGAAAGUAUGGCGGCAACUGGAGGGGAACAUUUCUGUUUAUGGUUGGCGCUCUGACUUGGCUUCUUUUCUAUGCCGUGUAUGCCGUGUACCUCCAAGAGCCUUUCUGGAAUUUUCGAAAUCUGAGCUGGCGCUUCCUGUAUGCGUCUUUGCUACAAACCUUGGCCUUGAACAUUGGCCCACCUUUGCUGGCUUGCUACAUUUGGUCGUUCUUGUUGGCGUGGGGGGUUCGAAUGCAAAUUGUGGACAGAGAUCCAUCUGUCACUGAGCAUGUGAUGCAAGGAGUCGUUGAUCUCCGCGAUUCGUCCUUAAACAUCGUGGAGGAGGGCUUCACGUCUGGAUUUGGCAAUUUCUGUUUCUGUGCUGGUGUCCCAAGUACAGAGAGGGACACUUCGAGCACGAGCUCACCUGGCUCAGUGGCGUCUUCGGGUUCGUCUUAG